This is a messenger RNA of Bombus huntii, 10638 nucleotides long. Its product is annotated as neural-cadherin-like. NCBI's taxonomy places the organism in Eukaryota, Metazoa, Arthropoda, Insecta, Hymenoptera, Apidae. Gene Ontology annotation, molecular function: calcium ion binding. The transcript is spliced from 17 exons. Gene Ontology annotation, biological process: homophilic cell-cell adhesion. The record is from RefSeq and is a predicted model, not a curated record. Bases 6441 to 10535 code for a protein of 1364 amino acids. Gene Ontology annotation, cellular component: plasma membrane.
ACGUAUAAUAGCAUGUAUUUGGGGCUACCAAGUUUACUAAAAACACGAAAAUUGUCAAAAAUGUUGAGUAAUCCUAAAUCGAUGGUCAGGAGGCUGUAACUAACUUUGUGCUACGAUUCGUGAUUCUUAUCGCUAGAUUGCCAAGUGAUAUGAUCUCCAAUUCCAAAAAGUACAAAGAUCUUUAUCAAGCAAAAACACUAAUUCAUUGUCCAAAUAAAUUUUACAAACCGUAACUCUACAAUACUCUUCCAUACUAUUUAUGACAUACUAUGAAUCGUUACAAGAUUCAUCGCAUCCUCCAUUUUCGUGUGUUGUACAUCACUCGAUCGAGUACACGAUGCCGCGGCAUCUUUCACGAGGUGAUUUCUCUCUUGCAUAUCUGUUAUCGACUUUGACAAAGAACAAUUUACUUGCAGACUAUGAAACGAACUAUGGAAACCGUCGGCGCUCGCGCAAGCGUUAGUUAUUAAUUGAUCGACGAGCAAGGAAGAGAUUUAACAGCGAGUCGAUAGUACAUACGAAUCGAAUGUGAAUCGAAAUGGAAUCCGGCAAGGCUCUGUAAGGGAAUUCUCAAAAUCGUUCAAAGUGUUAUACGGAAUCUCACAUAAUUGCGGCGCCAGGAUAAUCCAUUUGAGAUGAAAACCGAUAAUUCGGUACGUAAUGUGAAACUACUUGGACACGAACAUAACCUGUGAUUAAUAAUUUGAAGGCGUCAUAGACCGAACGAAUGUGACCUCUCUCGCAAUUGCAUUUGUGACUCUGGCUAUGGUUUCUCCACGAUUCAUGGAGUUUCUUCAUUGAAUAUCGUCGAUUAUGUCGAAUUCUUCGCCGAUAUCGAAAUGCACGUUCAAACAGGCUUGAUCGAUUGUUCCAGUUAAUACACAUUGUUUCAAUCAAAUUCGAUUUAGUUUGCUUCGUGUGUUUGUUUCAUCGUUGACUUGAAGCGAAUGACGUUCAUCAUACUCUGUGAACGAGGUAAACCAACGGGGUCUUGGUUUGGCACGAAGUGCGUGUAAAUAAUUUGGUGUAUUUGUGAUAUACGAUAGUAUUCAGUUGGCUUAUUUGAUAUUUGGAGAAGAAAUUUUUGAAAUUGUAUGUAUAGGGAUGCAAUGAAUUUUUAGAAAAACAGUCGAGAGUAAAAAUUGUCAGCACUAACAUCUCUCGAAAAUAGGUGAAUUGCUAUUAAAAUUCCGAAUUGAUAAGAUGAUCAAUAAGAUAUUCAACGAUGAUAAUAUUACGCAAGUGGUUGUAACGUUUUUAUUGAAAAGUAGAUAUAUUUCAGGUGUUUUAAGAAAGAAAUUAUUGACAAAAUAUUUAUGAUGUAAGAUUUUCAUAAAUAUUUGCUGUCCUAUUAUUUACCCAGAUCGCCAGAUUUAACGCUGCAAUUUCAAUACACACGACUUAAAUUGUGAUGAGAUAUUUCGAAUUCUGUUAAUUUUUAUUUCCAUUAAUACGAAACAAUCGAUUUCAAGAAUUUAUUUUGAAAUACAUAUGGAGUUUUUUUAUUUUUACUACAAAUUGCGAGCUUUUAAAUCGCAUUUCAUUAUUUUAGUGAACAGCAAAAAGGUUUAAUCCUACAAUAAAAAAAUUAACGAGAUAACAUAGUAACUGCUAUUGUAUGUAGCAAUAAAAAUAAUCAGACAAUGUAAAACACUCUCUUUUGCAGAAAGUUACCAUUAAAAACAAUUCCAAGAUGAACAGAAGCAAAGACCUCGCCAACAAUUACUAUGUUACGAAUUAAAUUUGGUGGAAACGAACGUAUUAAUUAAUAUUUGAAGGUAUCAUGGCCCCAUGAAGUUGAUAAAUUUUUCAAAUAUGAAUUCAAUUUUUCGCAACCUUGCUAUGACAAGACACUUUUAAUAAAACUGUCUUGUAGAUACUCUUUGGAGGUAAAAUUUUAAAUGCAUUUGUUAAUGAUAUCUGAAAUACACGUUAUUAUCGAUCACUGUCGUCGGGCGUGCUGUUUCUGAUUUGAAAAUGUAUUAGGUUCUCGGAGAUUCCGUGUAGAUUUCCGCAACCAUGGCAAACGUCUGACGCGAACAUAUACCGAACGACAAUAACAUACAGCUUGCUAUUCGAAUCAAAAUUGCGGAACUCUCAUACGCCACUUACACGCGCGCAACCUAUUCGUAAAUGUGUUUUGUAAAUUCGAUUCGCGAGAGCGUCGACGUUCCUGUCAAAUUGAUUUUCAUUGUUCCGAGAAAUCCGCAUGACUUUCGUACACCGUGCAAACAUUUGCGCCUCCGAGGAAUCCAUAGUCUUCAUAUGCUUCUUAACAGAUCGAAGGUAACCAGAAAUGGAACUUGACGAAGAAAUAACUUUUUUAUUCAUUCAACGAUAGGAUAUUUUAUAGGAUAUUUAGCGUAUUUCAAAAUUAAAAGAUCAAUAAAAGAAUAUAAGCAUUCAAAGGUUGUUUGACGUCAAAUUUAUAUUCAUACUUUAAUUUAAAUUGAAACUUAAUAUUUUACACCUAUCGUUAAAUUCUGUUGAUUUCAUUAGCCCCAUUCGAUUUACACUUUACCGCAUCGUUGCUUUCGCAGGAAUAUUAUUACUAAUGAAACAUACGAAUAUAUUUUACCAUAUGAAAUGAGGCGAACGCUAAAUCGGCACCGUUUUGUUAAAAUCGAAUGUCGAGUAAGUAUAUUGUAAUGAAGCAGAAAUUUAUACUUCCAUUUAGCGUUUUUAAUACCUAUCGAUGCGUUGUCUGUACAUUUUGCUGUGUACAGCCUACCAUUCAAAUGCUUCCAAAUUUCACGAUUUCGCCAGUUUCUAUGAAUAUUUUACCCUUCGAUCGGUUUUGCAAAAGCCAUUGCGGUCGUCGCCUAUUAUUCCCCAGCUAGUUCAUUUGUUGCGCGAAACAACUUCGUUCUCAGCCGACAAAUAUUCGAAAGUUGAUAUCGAUGCGGUACUGAUAAAGCUGCUAUCGCAAAAAUUCGUCGACCGAAUCCAAUUUAGAUCGCAGUCAAAUCGUUUUGCAAGGAAUCUUCCAUGUAUACCUCGUGUAAAAUAUUGCUUGUCGAACUUGUAUCGGAAUUGCUAAAACGAUUACGCCUAUCUCGCAUAUCAUGUUUGUUUCCAACGGUUAAGUAUUUUUUUGUUUUUUUUUUUUCAACGUCAGAAUAAAGAAACAUUCGUUCAGAAUAUAGAUAAGAGGUUUCAAAUUAAUUUUGUCUGUGCUUGACGUGAACUUUAGCAAAAUUGAUUUUACGUGAGUUUAUCUAGAUUUGUAUGUUUUAUGCGCUGCUUUCGGUUGCAAUUCAGAGAUAUAUGAAUGUAUCCUUCUAUGAUUCAUUGUAAGCGUGGAAUGUAUUUUCUAAUCAAAUAGUCAAUUACUAUACAUGUAUACGAUUACCAAAAUACCUUAUCGUAAACAAGAGUUUUGACAUUUGUAUCGUAAAAAAAUAUUAAUCGGUCGAUUAAAGUCAGAAAUUGGGGAUGUAUGGAUACUCCUGUAACUCACUGUACCAUGGACGUAUAUAUUUCUUUCUUUCGAAGACCUUCUCAAUUGAAAUUAUUUCAUGUAAUCACUUAAACUUAAAUUUCAAUCGUCGUCGUAUCAACAUUUAUUUUCUAACGAAGGAAAUGUGACAGACUCAACCCAAAUACAUUUUCUCUCCAAAUUCCGACGUUCGAUCCUCGUAGACUUCCUCUUUUUACUCUGGUAAUAACCAGUGUUUCUCAUGCGCGCACGUUGAAACGCUCUUGAUCUUCAAAGCUAGGGACAACCCUUUUACACGCAGACGAAGUAAGCCGGCAUCGUGAAGUGGAUGAGGUUGCAAUAUUCAGAUGCCGUUAGGGUGGAUUUUCUCAUCCAAGGCGAAUGCCUCGACUUAAAGCAGCCAAGAUCAACGUGGAAUACUUGGCCACGCUGCAAUGACAUCAAGGAAUAACUGGCUUUGCGAUUGUCAUCCUUAAGUAUCCAACCACCAAGGGGCAUAAUUAAGAGAACACUUUGCCGAAGUUCUUGGCUGCAUUGGUUUAAGCUCAAAUAAAAUUCGGCUUUGGUGGACGAUACGGGCGGUUUGUUUUUCUUUCUUCUUUUUCGUCCAGGCAAAGAUCUGUAAGUACCUUAAUUACACGUAAGACACACUUUUUACCAGUAAAAAAGCUGCAAGUAGGACUCUAUCAUCGUGGAAAUGUAAUAAAGAUGGGAAAUAGAGUGAAAGGAGAAAAGUAGAAAGCCGAAUAAAGUGUGUUUCGAUAUAUCGAUCAGGUGUUCCAGUGUUGAAGUAUAUCGCAGACAUGUGAGUGCAAUAAACUUGGUAUUUGUGCCAUUUAGAAGCAAAGGAUGUCCACUACGUCCACCAUGAAAAGGGGCAAAGAUAAAAACAUAUUUAAAACAAAGGAAAUUAUUUCGACUGAAGAUGAAACAUUAAAUAAAGGAAGAUAUGAAGGUGUAAAAAUAUUAUAGGAAAUUGUAACAUGAAGUUGAGACUUUUAAGAAGGUGAAUUUCAGACAUACAUAAUUUUGUAUAAUUUUAUCGUUUCAUUUUUCAUAAUGCUGUACAAUUUCCAGUUUCUUCUACAAUUUCAUCUCGUGCAUAUUUUACUUUUUGGAAAAAUAGUCGGACAAAAAUUUGAAGAAUACACAUUAAAGAUAUAUUAAAGCUUUCAUCUAAAAAUUAUUUUUCAGGCUGAAUAUAAACAUAAAAAAUAUUUCGCCCCUUUUUGGAAGAAGAAAGAAUAUUUAAAAUUUCCAUAAGACUCGUAUUGCCAUCGUAAUAGAAACAUCCGAUAUUUUCGUAAUAUGCGUAAUAUGUAUAACCGCGAUAACGGUUCUCUCGGCGAUCGGUGUCUCUAAAUUCGACCAGACACGUAAAGACAAAAUUUAUCCCCCUAUAAACUCAAAUACGAAUUCGUUAAACGACGUGAGUCGUAGAUUGGUAGAUAGAGUAGCGUGGAAGAUCGCGGCGCGCCAUCAUCAAUCUCCAUCCCCUCGGCGACCUUAUCACGCCGGACCAAUAUUUCACGAGUUACAAGCGUAAAUCUUUCCCGAUCGGACGACCAUUGAGAAAAGAGGAGCCGACUCGACGGAACGGAUACUUUGAUCUAAGGCGAUAUUUCGACGAACUGAUCGCUAGCGUGCACACGCGUAAAUAUUUCCAUAAUUGGUCGCAGCCCAUCGGUCAGGACGGGCCAGGGUCAAGCGACGAUGCUUUCUUCCCCGAAUCACGGACAGGGUUCGUGACGCAGCAGCAUCGCCUAAUCUCCAUCUCCAAUCGCAUACGUUGGGUCCAGUGACGCGGUCGGUUCAACGUUGGUAACGACACACGCGAAGUGCAUGACCAAAGCGUACAGACACGGUACGGCACAGUACGGUACGGCAUGGGUGGUGAUGGUGCGCUCGCGCACCCUGCAAGGUUGAGGGGUGACGGCGACGCGACGCGACGCGACGCGAUGGUCGCGGCGUCUGAGCGGAAGGGAGGGAAAGCACAGGUGGGGGGUGGUCACUGGAACGAAAGAGACGAAAGACGAGCGAGAGACGAAGGAUAGUGGUGGGGAAGUCGAACGUCGGUGGAGUAUGUGUGGUAGGGGAAAAGCGAGAGAGAGAGUAGGGAGUUCGCACGCCGACCGGAACGGCCCCACCGAGUUUUAUCCAACGAUCCGGGAGGCUCGUCGAGGUAGUGGUCCGCGCCCCACAGCCGCGACAGCUCGAAACGCGUGUCGUUGUGCUGCGUCCGUUUCUCUGUCUCUUGGUAACGUAUCUCCUCUCUGAAAGGGAAGCAUUGACAGGAAAGUCGUUCGUCGAGGCUCGAAAUUCGUGUGCUGCUCGGUGUCGUCGCUACACCGACACCGAUAUUCGUGUUUUAUUCAAAAGUCGAACAACAUUGGGGGUCGGGGUGGUGAAUUCUCUUUGCUUUCCGGCGGAGAGAAGAGCGCGCGAUUCGGAUCGCGAACAGAGAACGAGACGUUCGUUCUGUAUCCGCGAGGUGGUGGGCAAUGAUAACAGGAGGCAACGUUCGGGAGGGGGAGACCUCUGCUGACAGUGUCAUCGUCGCAGGAUUCUGAGUUACUGGAAAAAAGAUUUCGAGGAAUUAUCGUCGAUUAACGUCGUAUACCGGUGCGUGCGGUGAGCUCGUGCCAGGAGCUAAAAACACAGAGUUUCGUCGAACCUGAAAAAUUCGAGGUAGACAGUGAAUCGGAUCGUGUUAGUAAUAUACGUGUUUCGUGGUACGUUUUUCGCUCGAUUCGAGAAUUUAUACGGCGGGGACUUGCAGGAGGUUGUUCGGUGAUACCCAGCAACGUUUGCAGGUGCCAGGACAUUCGGGGGUGGUGCCGGUUACGCGCUUCUGUUCCCGACUCGUACGCGACACGAUCACGAGCGUUCUGGGGGAAGAGACGCCUUCGACAUUCGCACCUGGACAUUCGCGUGGUGUCAGCACUCAUGCUUUAGUAAAACAGCGAAGAAACUGAGAGAGGAGCGGACAAGAGGCAGCACGAUGUGGCGUAUACUCGUGGUCGCGGUCCUGCUGGUGACCACGGUGUCGGUGGACGGCGAUAAAGUGGUGGUUCUGCCUCAUGACGUCUAUCCGGGCUACGAAGUGACGCUAUUCAACACAAAACGGCCAUCGAACUUUCAUCUAAUGGAGAACAAUUUUUCCAAGUUCUUCACCGUGCUCGGGAACGGUCUGGUGAUGACCACGUCCGACUUAUCGCCGUUGGUCGAUCGAUCAGUCAACCUUAUCGUACUGGAGGAAUUGGCCAACAGCACCGAAACGCAUUUCCUUCAUCUCUACGUAAUUAAUCGCAGAAAUAUGAUCACCUUCUCUCACGAUCACUUGGGCGAGGGAGAGGUUGCAGAGAAUUCUGCCGCGGGCACCUUGAUCGACGGUUUCCCUGUUCUAAGGGCUCGAGGGAGCUUUCCGGUUCAUUAUACCAUUCUGCCGGACGAGACAGGCGACAGACCGUUCGCCUUGAAAGAGGAGGAUUCGAAUCAAACGGGAUUCAACUUGACGUUGAACAGCCAAAAGGAGGGCGUCAGAGUGGUGACCGCAAAACCUCUGGAUCGAGAGACUAAGAAGCUUUACACGGUCGUGAUCCACGCUUCUGACGGCUAUCUGCUGAGCAGUUCGCAAAUCAACGGUCUGGUGCACGUGUUGGACGAGAACGACAACAGUCCCGUGUUCGAAAAGGAGCAGUACACGUUCGAGAUCAGACCGACCAGCUCGGACGGUAUUAACGAGAAUUCCGUCGCUCUUCCUGGCUGGAAACGAUUCUCCACCGUGGGCAAGGUGGCGGCGAAGGACGCUGACGGUGACAAAGUCGCGUACAAAUUGCUUACACCGAGCAGCCUACUGGUGGUCGUGCCACAGACCGGGGAACUGAUGCUCGUUGGCGAACCGGAAAUUACCAUGGAGGAGAACAGCGAAUGCGUGGUGAUCGUGGAGGCCCACGAUGUGCGUAGCCCGAGUCGAUCGACAGAGAAACCGGCCAAGGUCGUCGUAAGAUUUUUAACGUCCGAUUCGACGGAGGUGGAGGUACAUAGAAUACAGAAGAGAAGGGUGACGAGAGCUGUUAGGCCUACGAAGAAGGUGGACUUCACGGAAGCGGACGGCGACGUCGAGGGAAAAAUCGCGUUUUAUUUGGAAAAGGAGAAUGAGAAAGAGACGUACAAGAUCAGGGAUGAGAAUAAGUGGGUCACGGUAGACUCGAAUGGUUCGGUUAUAGUCAAACAAAAAUGGGAUUACGAGGAGCUGGGAUCGGAAAAGACCAUUGAUUUUUGGGUGACUAUUACGAACACAGAACGGUGUUCGCGGUAUCCAUCGUACAUGCGGUGUCCAUUCCACGACACGGACAAUCAGCGUGUCAUUAUCAACGUGAAGGACGUUAACGACGAGCCACCGUACUUCAUAAAUCGGCCUCUACCAAUGCAAACGGUCGUACAACUGAAUGCACCGCCGAAUACUCACGUGUUUACCCUUCAAGCCAGGGAUCCUGACACCGACAGCAAUAUUCACUAUUUCAUCGUACGAGAUCGAACUGGAGGCCGUUUCGAGGUAGAUGAGCGAUCCGGCGUUGUACGCACCCGAGGGACCGAUCUUUUUCAGCUGGACAUGGAAUACGUUCUGUACGUGAAAGCGGAGGAUCAGAACGGUCGUAUAGAUGAGAGGCGUUUUCAGUCGACUCCUGAGGAGCGUUUAUCGAUCGUAGGUGGAAAACGCGCGCCGCAGUUCUAUAUGACGGCGUAUGAAGCUGAAAUACCGGAAAACCAGAAGAAGGAUUCCGAUAUCAUAUCGGUGAAAGCAAAAUCAUUCGCCGAUCGUGAAAUUCGGUACACGCUGAAGGCACAAGGACAAGGUGCAGCGGGAACAUUCAAUAUCGGACCAACCACUGGCAUUGUGAAAUUGGCGAAAGAAUUAGACUUCGAAGAUCUACGUCAACCACACAUUUAUUCUCUUAGUGUCACAGCUACCGAAGAUUCUGGUGGUUUCUCCACGUCAGUCGAGUUAACCAUACGGGUUUCGGAUGUAAAUGAUAACGCACCGAAAUUCGAAUUGCCUGAUUAUCAAGCACACAACGUGGACGAGGACAUAUCGUUAGGCACAAGUAUACUGAAAGUGAAAGCAACCGAUGCGGAUUCUGGUGCAAACGCGGAAAUAGAGUAUCUGGUGUCGGACGACCACUUCAGCGUGGACUCGAGUGGGAUCAUUGUUAACAAUAAACAGCUGGACGCUGAUAACAACAAUGCUUACUACGAAUUCGUAGUUACCGCCAAAGACAAAGGUGAACCACCGAAAACUGGCACGGCGACAGUCCGUAUAUAUACGAAGAACAAGAACGACGAGGAACCAAAGUUUUCGCAGCAGGUGUACACGCCAAACGUGGACGAGAACGCCGGACCUAACACGCUGGUCACAACUGUCGUCGCUUCCGACAAGGACGGCGACAAUGUUCGGUUCCGAUUCGUCGGUGGUAAUACCACAUCCGGCCAGUUCGUAAUCGAGGAGAUCACCGGUGUGAUUCGUCUCCAUGGAAAAGCGAUCUCUUUGGAUAGAGAUAAAUACGAGCUGAACGUGACUGCUCUCGACGACGGUGCUUGUUGCCCCAAUGGAGAAACCACUACACACACCAGCACAGCUGUUGUCGUGGUCUUCAUUACUGACGUGAACGAUAACAAACCAGUUUUCAAGGAAUGCAGCAUGUACAAUCCGAAAGUCGAAGAAGGUGCGCCAAAUGGUAGCACCGUAAUCAAGGUUCAAGCUACUGACGAAGAUAAGGGAGUGAAUGGACAAGUGAAAUACUCGAUCGUACAGCAACCGAAUCAGAAGGGAACCAAGUUCACCGUCGACGAAGAGACUGGACAAGUUUUGACGAAUAAGGUAUUUGAUCGUGAAGGCGAUGAUGGCAAAUUUGUAUCAGUUACCGUUAAAGCAACGGAUCAGGGUGAACCUUCCUUGGAAGGUGUUUGCUCCUUCACUGUUGAAAUCACCGAUGUUAAUGAUAACCCACCACUGUUCGAUCGUCAGCGAUACGUAGAGAAUGUAAAACAGGACGCCAGUAUCGGAACAAACAUUCUUAGAGUAUCGGCAUCGGACGAGGAUGCCGAUAAUAACGGUGCCAUAACGUAUUCGUUGAGCUCUCCUAACAAUGAACAAGGAUUGGAGUACUUUGAGAUUCAACCAGAGUCUGGUUGGAUCGUCUUAAAGAAGCCCCUAGACGAGCAGGUGGGAACGACAUUUUUUGAGCCCCACGUACGGUGUACUUCAACCUCUACGCAUUUUGUGGGCUGUUUUCCACGUGACAGCUAUCGCCUGCGAGUACGGGCCUCCGACAGAGGGAUGCAAGUGUUGCACGCAGACGUGGACGUUGAGUUAGACGUCGUAGACAGAAACAAUAAACCACCUGUGUGGGAUGCGAAUGUAUACGGCCCCAUUCACAUCAAAGAAAAUGUCACAGUGGGUACUGUAGUGACGUCGGUGAAAGCCAGCUCGGGAAUCGACAAUAAUCCAACGGUGUUUUAUCGGCUAAUGCCUGGCUCCACCGCACAGACCAACAAGUUUCACACGUUUUACCUUCAGCAACGAGCCGAGAAGUCUGUCACCUGGGCGGACAUCAAGGUUAACCAUCAGUUGGAUUACGAGAGCAUAAAGGAAUACAAUCUGACUAUACGAGUCGAGAACAAUGGCGCUCAACAACUCGCUUCUGAAGCAACCGUCUAUAUUGUCCUGGAAGACGUUAACGACGAAAUACCUUUGUUCACCGAACGUGAGCAAGAAACUGUACUCGAGGGUGAACCAGUUGGCAGUAAGGUUACUCAAGUCAACGCGAUUGAUAAGGAUGGCACUUUCCCGAACAAUCAGGUGACGUAUUAUGUGGUGGACAGCGACAGGAACGAGGGAAAGGAUUACUUCGAGAUCAACAGAGAAACUGGCGAUAUCUUCACGAAGGUGAUGUUCGAUCGUGAAAAGCAGGGCGCGUACGCAUUGGAAGUGGAAGCCAGGGACGGUGCACCAUCCGCGAGACCCAACAGCAACGGCCAGCCGAAUUCUGAUUCAAGGGGCUGGGUCAAGAAGUGCUUAAUAACACGCCUGUAGAAAUCAUCAUUUUCAACGACGGCCCAACUUCUGACACUCGACAAACUGAAAGAAUCUUUAUCUCAAGCCGAUUCGAUCAACGGGUAGGAAAGCUCGUCGAAUA